AGGGGGAGGGGCGAAAGCGAUUGAGAGAGAGAGAGAGAGGCAGGUAUGGAGGGAGGGAAACAAGAGGAUGAGAGAGGAACGAAGCCAACCAACCAGCUGAAAGAGAACGAGCGAUCGGGGCUGUUUGAACGUGGCAGGGAGAAAAGGAGGGAGGAGGGAGAGAGAGAGGGUGAGAACGAUUGUCAGAUCCGAGGAAAUAGAAGUGUUACUAUUGCACGGCUUCUGGAGCGGUGUCUGCCCGCUGAGGAUAGGCAUUGGCUCCCAGCGCUCACCGGCUCACAGGACACGCUCUAAAAUGUAAUUUCCAAAGGCCUAAUUGUUGCCACGGUGAUUUAUUUUCCUUCAUUUCAUUUUUCUUUCUUUUUUUUGUUUUAUCUGCCUUCUCUCUCUCCUCUCCUUCUCUUUUUGUCAUUGCUGUAUUUCCCCCCCGUUUUUUACCAGCUGCUGGAUUUUCCCCUUCUUUUAUAACUGCUGUCAUUCUCUCCAUUUACAAAGGAAGGAUCUACAAAUAGCGGCAACCACAGCAAGACAUGUGUCUCUGGGGAUGAUGCCGUUGCCGCUGGUGCCACUCUCCCUGUCGCCAUGACGAUGCCGCUCAGCCCCCUCUCCAGCGACGAGGAGCAGCAAAGGAUGCUGGGAAACAGUAAACACCUUUAUCCAGGGGCGGAAGAGGAAGAGGAAGAGGAGGAGGAAGAGGAAAUGGAUGAUGAUGGCAUGGAUGAGGAAGGCGAGGAGGCGAAUGGAGAGCUGGAGUUGGAUGAUGAAGAGGAUGUAGACGAUGAAGAUGACGUCAGGCGAGGACCAGGGCGUUCGAGAGGAGGCAGGGAAGAGGGGCACAGGCAAAAAGGCACAAUGGCUGGACGACUUCCAGGAGACAGACCGCUACGCCCCGGCAACCCAGGCCAUACGGCCAACCCAUAUUCGUCCAACCCUGGACCCACCCACCAAUCACAGACUAAUCAGCAACAGCAGCGGAAGCUACGAGAGCGAAGCUCAAGCAACGCACCUGAUGACACGCACAUAGCUAUGAUGGUCUUUCGGAUUGGCAUUCCUGAUAUCAAACAGACGAAGUGUCUGAGGUUCAACCCUGAUGCAACCGUAUGGAAGGCAAAGCAGCAGGUGCUGUGUAGUCUCACUGAAUCUCUACGGGAUGUAUUAAACUAUGGCCUUUUCCAACCUGCUACUGAUGGGCACGAUGCCAAGUUCCUGGAGGAAGAGAGGCCGCUCCGCGAAUACCCACAAUCCUUUGAGAAAGGAGUACCCUAUCUGGAGUUCCGCUACAAAACCAGGGUGUACAAACAGACAAAUCUAGAUGAAAAACAUCUGGCCAAACUACACACAAAGGCCAGUCUGAAGAAGUUCAUGGACUACAUCCAGGCCGGGGCUGUGGAAAAGGUAGCCAAACUUGUAGACAAAGGACUUGACCCCAACUACCACGACCCUGAGACAGGAGAGACUCCACUCACUCUGGCUGUACAGACGGAGCCGGGUGGAGGGGAGAUCAUCAGGGUGCUGGUGAUGGGGGGAGCACACAUUGACUUUAGGGCAAAGGAUGGCUUGACCCCACUCCACAAGGCUGUCAGAGCACAUGCACACACUGCCCUACUGUCGCUGUUGUCUUUGGGGGCAUCUCCUGAUUAUAAAGACAGCCGUGGGUUGACACCACUUUACCACACUGUGCUUAUAGGGGGCGACACCUCCUGCUGCGAGACCCUCCUCUUCCACAGAGCCAAGCUGGGACUCCGUGAUGAGAAUGGCUGGGACGAAACCCAUCAGGCUUGUCAAAAUGGGAACUCUCAACACUUAGAGCACCUGCUUUUUUAUGGUGCAGACUCCUCAUCCCAGAAUGCCUCAGGAAACACUGCCCUGCACAUAUCUGCUUUAUAUAACAAGGAGAGUUGUGCCCGCAUUCUGUUGUAUCGAGGAGCCAAUAAGGACACAAAGAAUAACAGCGGGCAGACCUCCUUCCAGGUGGCUGUGAUGUCUGGCCAUUUUGAGCUGGGAGAAAUCAUUAAAAACCAUCGUGAAUCAGACGUAGUUCCCUUUGUGGAGUCUCCAAAGUAUGCCCCCCAGAGGAUGGAGAGUUCUCGUACUCUUGGAUUGCCCCAUCCUCAUCCCUUCUUGCGGGCCAACAGUGACAACAGCAUGAAUGUGCCAGACUGGAUUGCUUUUCCCAACGCUGCUGGAUCAAGCCUGGUCUCCGUGCAGGGUCUAAAGCAUGGUGGCACCUUGCGUAGCUCUAGCAGUCCCCGUGGAGCACGAACCCGUUCCCCGUCCCGUGGCCGAACAGGUGACCGAGACGAUCGGAGCCGGCAAACACGGGGAAGACAAGGAGCGGGCUCUAUCAGUAGUCAGGGCACAGCAAGCGGGCAGCGGCGGCGUCUCUACAGUGCCGUGCCUGGCCGUGUGUUUGUGGCCACCCGCUCGCACUCUGCCCAGGGGGACCGCGAGAUCAGCUUCAACAAGGGAGACAAAGUCAAAGUGUUGAGUGUGGGUGAAGGAGGCUACUGGGAGGGGACGAUUCGAGGGCGCACGGGCUGGUUCCCCUCUGACUGCGUAGAGGAGGUGGCUCUCCGGAGCCUGGAGCCUCGUUCAGAGAGCCGCAGUGAUAGAGCCAAGCGACUCUUCCGACAUUACACUGUUGGAUCCUACGACAGCUUUGACGCACCCAGUGACUACAUAAUCAAGGAGAAGACAGUCCUCCUGCAGAAAAAAGACAAUGAAGGUUUUGGCUUUGUGCUGAGAGGAGCCAAGGCUCAGACCCCUAUAGAAGAGUUCACUCCCACCCCAGCUUUUCCAGCACUGCAGUACCUUGAGUCUGUCGACGAGGGAGGCGUGGCUUGGAGAGCUGGUCUGCGAAUGGGAGACUUCCUUAUCGAGGUGAAUGGUCAGAAUGUGGUUAAGGUGGGACACAGGCAGGUGGUCAAUAUGAUCAGACAAGGCGGCAACAGCCUCAUGGUCAAGGUUGUCAUGGUUACCCGAAACCCUGAUAUGGAGGAAGGGGUCAGAAAGAAAAUCCCACAGCAGAGUAAAAGGCUGAGCACACCAGCUAUCGCUCUGCGUUCCAAAUCCAUGACAUCAGAACUGGAAGAGAUGGUGGACAGAGCCUCUGCCCCAUGGAAAAAAAAAUCAGAGUUCGAGUCUUCACAAGCUACAGAGAAGAAGAGGACAGUUUAUCAGAUGGCUUUGAAUAAACUGGAUGAGAUUUUAGCAGCAGCACAGCAGACUAUCAGUACCAAUGAGGCCCCAGGGCCCCGGGUACAAGGGGUAAAAAGAGAACGGGGCAGAGGCUUUUAUAAUGAGCCAAGUUUCGAACAAGUGGGAAUGGGGAUGACAUCAUCUGGGGCAGGGUUAGGAUAUGACCGUGGUCAAUUUAUGUCUGGCCAUGGCCCCCCGCACGGUAUGCUGCGACAAAAGUCCAUCGGUGUUCCAGAGGAGGAGAAGCAGCUCCUUCAUCCUCCAGCCAUGAAGUUUGCCCGCAGUCUUUCAGUACCUGGGCCAGAUGACAUCCCUCCUCCCCCUACUACAGCUCCCCCUGAGCCCCCUUUCUCCUCAGCUCCCCCUCUUGGCUUUAGGGGCAAGACAUCCCAGCAGCCGUCUGUUUCUGUGUCCCAAUCCACUUCCUCUUCUGCACAUUUUCAGCUCUACUCGCAGUCAGUGCAUGUCACUCAUGGACCCAGAGACAGGUCCCCUGGACCACCUGCUGGGUCUGGAACUGGGGACCUCCCUUACUCCCAUGCUCAAGCCCACCCCUCUGUGCCAAGUAGGACUGCCUCCAGGAAGGUGAUUGGGUACACAGGGGACCUUGCAGGGGCUGGAGGAGCAGCAGGGGCCAAGGCUUCAGCACUGAGAAGGGGCUACAGCAAUGCAGUCCCACCCACUAGUGUUGCUACUGUUAUUCCCCAACAGCAGCAGACUACUCAGAGCCAACCUUCCAGAGUGGACCGCAGUGUGAUAGGGGUAGGAGCAGGGGCAGGUGGUGUGCCAAAAGGUGGUGCCCGGAGAGGGAAGGUGCCCUUGGUGAAACAGUCAAAGGUAGAGGAUUUGCGUCAGGGCCAGGGCACACUGGAAGGGAAGGGAUCAGUGGAGAAGAGCUCAAUUCCUAUCCCAACAAUCAUCGUUAAAGCCCCUUCCACCAGCAGCAGUGGUCGCAGUAGCCAAGGCAGCAGCAUGGAGGCUGAACUGGCUCCUCCAGGAGAGAGUGACAGUUCUAAACCCCAACCUGUUGUUCCCCCACCUGCGCCCACCGUUCCACCGCCAGCCCCUCCAUCUAGACCUGCUCCACCACCCCCAUCACUGCCAUCACUUCGUACUCAAGAGAGUUUGGACUUUACCAGCCAGUUUGGUGCUGCCAUUGUAGGGGCAGCUCGCAGGGAUCGAGAACGAUUUCAUGAAGCACGACGGAAGAGUGCCUCCUUUUUUCUUUCUGCUGAGGAAGAGUUGGGUGGAGCAGGAGAAGCGGGAGGACGGACCCAGACUUCCCAGCAGCAGCUGAGUUCCCAGCCUUCACCACGCCUGCGACCAUCCAAAUCUAUAGAUGAAGGCAUGUUCUCAGGUGAUACUUUUAUCCACCACACACGCAGUAUGCCUCCUGCCUUUGGCCUGCCGGAGUACUCCUCACCUGCUCCUCCUGGGGAUUACCAGCCUAAGUCUGUACCUGCUGACUUCUAUGGGGCGGGAGGCCGACAACAGCAGCAGCAGCAAACCUCCACCACAACUUUCAUACACCCCUUAACGGGAAAAGUUCUGGACCCUUCAUCCCCACUAGGGUUGGCAUUGGCUGCACGGGAGCGUGCCUUGAAAGAUGAUGGUCGCAUACGCAGGGAGAGGACCACUGAACAUCAUUUUAGCCGUCAGUUGUCCAACAUUGGGGCCUUUCCCUCAUCCACUGCACAACCUACUUCACACAUCUCUUACUCAAUGGCCUCGUCUUCCUCUGCAACCUCCUCUGCUGCUCAGUCCUCAAGCUCCUCCUCGUACCUUGUUACCUCCUCAUCGCUAGCUGCCACCACCACAUCCACUCGGCCUCCAUCUCCCAGGAUCCUGCGUGGAGCAGGAAGCAGCUGGGGUGAGGAAGCAGGGGUUGGAGAGCGUGCAGAUAGGGAGGUUGCUGGCACCUCUGCUCCCAGAGAAGGCCUAAGGGUUCGUUUCUCUGAGGAUAAAACUGUCCACACACACCACUAUCAAUCUCAGCACUAUCAGCCCACCUACAAGGAGCGUGAACGAGAGCGUCAGAGAGAGAGGUCACGAGAAAGAGAGAGGGAAAAAGAGAUAGAAAAAGCUCAGACCCAGUUACAGCAGCAAUCCACACAGCCAACAACCCAGCAGCCUCGACGCCCCUCGUUCUUGAGGAUGGAGAGUGAGGCUGGUGCAUACAUCCUUUCCUUGACACCACCUUCUCCAACUCCAACAACAGCCCCUACACGUCCUUCAACAGGAGCUGCAGGUGAAGGUGAAAGUGGCACAGGUUUGAUGGUUCUCCCUCCCCCAGCUCCCUCAGUAGAUGUUGAUGAUGAGUUUGUGUUUGCUGAUCCACUCCCUCCACCUCUGGAGUUUGCCAAUAGUUUUGAUCGUGGUUUAGGUUAUUCUGCAAUGUUGUCUCACAAUGUGACAGCCCGCCAGCAGCUCCAUGCUCCACCACCACCUCCCCCACCACCUCCUCCCCCUCCAAAAGACUCCUUUAUGACUGGGUUCCCACCUCAUACACCCCUGCCCUCACCGCAGGCAGGAGAUUCUACAACUUCCAGCCUUACUUCCUAUGACAGUGAGGUUGCCAACCUCACCCAGUCAGCCCCCUCUCCCUCUUCAUCUUCCCCCAACCCACUACCCCCUCCCUCCCCCUCCACCUUGCAGCCUUCUGGGCCGCCUCCACCUCCUUCUGUAUCACCUCCGCCACCACCCACCUCCUACCAUAGACCGUUUGGCCUAUCUCAGUCACAGCACUUAUACAACAGUACAAAUUUAGCCAGACGCUCCUCUUCUCCCACACCACCUCCUCUCUCUAUUCCAGCUCCACCUGCCUACCGGGGUCCUCCAGCAGCAACAUCCACCCCAGCAACUUCUGUAUCUCUCAGAGGCGCCCCAACUGUGACCGCAAGCUAUUCCACAACUGCUUCUACAACUGUCAUCUCUUCUACUACUGCUGCUGCUGCGGUCACACCACACACACGCUUAGCAACUGUCUCAACAGUAGCUACAGGGGGUAGCAGGCGGCCCAGUGCAGAGCAUCAUCCACCACCCAGUGCCGCUGCAGCUAAGAGUGGCGAGUCCCAGGAGACAGUGGUGGAUUCUGGGAUUGAGGAGCUGGAUAGCCGAAGCAGCAGCGACCAUCACUUAGACAACAUCCUUGCACGCAGUGGUAGUGGGGUCAGAGAAAGGUUGGAGAGAGCAGGGAUGGGUAGCAUAGGUGGAGCUGGCGAGAGAGUUGGGGCAACAGAUGCCGACAGAACAAGUGGGGCUGAAUUUUUAGAGUCUUACAUGAGCUAUCUUGAUGGACAGACUUUUGAAAUGCACAAUGCCAAAGCUGCAAGCACUGCAUCCACCUACCCAAAAACACAGAGGUACAGAGAAGGGAGCCGGGCUGGAGAUCUUCAACAUCAAACCAGCACGGCACCCCCUGCAUACCACCGUCGUAGGGAGGAGGAAGAGGAGGAGGAUGAGGCAGAAGAUGGAGAGGAGGAGGAUGUAAAUGCCCGUGAUGGCUAUGGAAUGAGGGAAGGGCCAGGGAUCGCUCGCUCCUCUGUAAUGUACUUUGACCGGCCCCGCACUCCAGAGAUAAAACCGCUGUGGGGUGAUGGGUCGGCCGGAGCGGCGCAGUCCAUAGUGGAGGGAGGGGUUCAGACUGGGGGGACAUAUGUGGAGGCACGUAAACUACAUCCUCCCAUGUCCGGUAUGAAGGCAAGCAUCAUCAAUGAACUAAGCACCAAAUUACAACAGAGGAGCAAAGGAACAGAGAACUGGGGAGCUCAGAGAUCACUGAGCAGACAUAGGUUCUCAGAGGACUCCACAGGUGCACUGAGUCCUCCCUCUGUCCGCUCUAGCUCCCCAUCUCCUGUUCAGCUCUCUCAGCCUGCCUUGUCUCCCUCCCCCACCCCUUCUUCCCAGCCGCUCUACCCAAACUGGGCUCGAUCUCCUUCACCUCAGCCCCCUGCUGCCUCAUCCCAGCCUCCUCCCCGAUCCCACUCACCUGUUUCACCCUCUUCAUAUUCACCGUACCCCACCUCACCCAAACACCGGCCUGUUUACCGCACCAAAGCCCUGGAGUUUCAAUUUAUCCCCAGUCGAGAUUCACGUAAGGCAGAGUCACAUCACGCUCAGCGCAGACGAGCACCCAGCCCAUUAAUUUCUCCCUCUGACCGCCCCAAGCUUGGCCCUCCCCGCCCCUCUUCCCUUCCCAUUCUCCCCACCACGCCCCUCUACAGCAGCUUGUAUGACCUCCGUGGUUCUAUUACUCCACCCUCACCUGCCAAUCCUCUUGGGGACCCCUACUUCUCCCCCUCUCCCCCUCUCUUUGCCCCCUCGGGGGCUCCACCUCCAAAUUCCUCUCUGAUGGUUUCUCGCUCCUUGUCCCCCACCCACUUCCUGUCAGGGACAUCAUCCCCACCACUCCACCCCAUUCCUCCACCCACUUGCCUAAGUUAUCCACACCUCCCACCUCCUUCACCCACCAAACCCUUUGCCUCCAAACCCCUCCCAUACUGGACCAAGUACGAUGUUGCUGAUUGGCUGGGCUACCUGAACCUGAGUGAGCACAGGGAGCGCUUCCUAGACAACGAGAUUGAUGGCACGCACCUGCCCUCUUUAACCAAGGACGACUACCUGGACUUGGGUGUGACCAGGGUUGGCCAUCGCAUGAACAUAGAGAGAGCGCUCAGGAGAGUGAUGGACAGGCUGUCUUCUAGCACUUUCCCCAUUUCUGCCCUCUCCUCCCGAGAUGAACGGACAGACAGAAGGAGAGAUGAGGCCAACCGGAGUUGAGAGGACAAGAAAGAUGAGUUGACAACUGCUGCCAUCAGAGAUUAUUCCCUGAAUUAAGAAAAAUGCAGGAAGAGAUGACUUCAACAUCAAACUGCCGACUCACAGAUGGAGAGAUACAGGAGAAACAGAGAGCAUUGAAGGCCUGUCGAACUGUGAACAUGCCUGCGCUUACGUGUGUUUCAGUCAACAAAAACAUGAACACCCACAUACCCAUCCGUACAGAUCAACAUUUAAACAGAACACACUUAGUUUGAGCUUGCAGGCACUCACAAGGUGAAUAAAAUGGAAAUAAAUGAAUCAAAUAUUGGAAUCUAACUCUAUAAGGAUACCCAGGUUCAACAAGAGAAGGUAACAUACUACAUACCUGAGCCAAAUAAUUUGAGGGAAACAAUUAAAAUGCUAUUUCCUGUUUUUCUGUAGGAAGAGAUAGGGAGAAAGAGAGAUAUUGAAACCUCCUUUGCUAUCUUUCUCUUUUUCUCAGAGCUGAGUCUGUAUUACCGGCAAAUAUUUACUGAUGGUCUCAUUUUUAAAGUAGGUCCAUGGAGACCAAUGCAGGGAGGACAAGUAAUGACAAACCUCCUGUCUGGUAUGACUAGGGAAGCCCUUAAAAUAGAGGUCAGUUUAACUUACACUUAUUUGGUAAGAUUGUGUUUAUGCUUGGGUUCCUGUUGUUUGUGUGUGAAUGUGUGUGUGCGCAUACUUGAUAAUGUGAAAGGUUAUCACUAGAGGCAUGACCGUGAUUUGUUAGGUGUUUUUACCUCACCAAUGGAGGGAUUCUAUUUUGCCGAAGCCAGAUUGGGGCUUGUGCUUAUCUUGUAUUUCACUAGAACUUCUUUACUUUCUCAUGUCUUAUAAUGAAGUUAUAUAUAGUUAUAUAUAAGUUAUAUAUAUAUAUAUAUAUAUAUAUAUAUAUAUAUAUAUAUAUAUAUAUAUAUAUAUAUAUAUAUAUAUAUAUAUAUAUAUAUAUAUAUAUAUAUAUAUAUAUAUAAUUUCAUUAUAAGACAUACAGACUGGUCACUGUAUUACAAACCCGUAGCAAAAAUAAGUGCCCAGACCAACAUAACAGCCACAAAAGCGCUCUACCACUCACACACAUGCACUCAGUACAUCCUCAGACUACUGAUAGCAACAUACAUAAAUGUACGUCAAAAUCUGUCGAUGACGAUAUACUCAUCUCUUUUACUUAUAUAACACAUAAUGGGACACAAUGAAAUAUCAAUGUAUGGAUACAAGAUGAAGAUAAUGCUAUAAGGCAAAAAAAAAUAUAUAUAUAUUUUAUUUUAAAGAAAGAAGAUUAUACAACAUUGUAAAAAGAAAAGUAUAUAUAUAUAUAUAUAUAUAUAUAUAUAUAUAUAUAUAUAUAUAGACUGAAAAUUUAUCAACAUUUUUACCACAGACUCUCAAAAUAUAGAGAUGAUGACUUUCAAUGAACCUAUCAACGAUAUCAAGCCUCCAUUUUAAAAGAGGAGACAAUAUGGAGACAAGGGAGAGGGAAAUCCAAACUGCCUGUAUUUCUUUCCAAGUCACUCUCUCUCUCUCCUUCCAAAAAACACUCUUUCUAUGGAGGCGAGGCAAGACGAACAUGCACUCUGACAUGGGUGAAGGAUGUGCUAAUAUCUGUUUUAAUACGAUGAUUGUUCCUAUAACAGUUUUUAAACUCUAAGUGGGUCUGGAGUUCUGUUGUUGAUUUAACAAGAGAUAAUGAUAUUUAUUGCAGUCACUGUUUUCAUCGUCCUUGCUGUAAUUGCUAUAAGCUGCAGUGUUUCUUGUUUGUUUGUGAGCACAAACGCUGAACAGGUGUUUCUGCUUGAAAUUCCUUUUUUUUUUUUUUGAGAUCACAUGCAACAUGUUCAGAUCUUUGGUACCUCUAGGACUUAAAUUAGAGACAAGAUACUCAUAUCUUACACUGUUCCUCACGCUCCUUCUUUUCCCCUUCCAACACAAAAUUAUUGUCAUCAAUUUGUAUGCAAGGACUAUCAAGAAGUUUACUGUCUGUGGCAGUAGAUACACGUUACAUUCAUAUUCCAUUACACAAUUUAUAAGUAAAUCUAGUGACCUCCAGCCCUCAUCUCCCACAUCACAAAUAGUUGCUCAAUCAAUUAAAAGGGCUCCUCAUCAUCACAUUGCACUUUUCAUGAGCCAUUCCUCUUCUUUUAUGUUCCUUUAAUCUGCUGUCAACCUUCAGUCCAAACCAUCAAUGCCUUCAGCUUAAUGUUAUCUUCCUGUCUGUCUCUUUCAGGACCAUCAAGACCAUUCCCCCCUUCAUCUCCCUCUGCCUUGCCCAUCUUGCAUCUGUUUGUCUUCUCAGAAUGAGUGUGGGAUUCAUCACAUCAUUCAUCACAGUGCUCGCUUUACCUUAAUCAACCAUAAUGGACAAAAAGAUUGAAGAACUUAUUGUAUUUUUGAUGUUUAAGACUGGUAAGUAUAGUGAUGUUGAUAACAGUAAGGACAAUGAAAGAAAUUAACAUUCUGAGAUGGAAAAAAAGGAUUCCAAGUUUUAAAGAAUCUCUGUCUUCCAAAUGUUUAACGUGUAAUUGAAUCAUGCUUUCUACACAUCCUGUGUUCCCUGUUGUCUCAUCUUUCCAGUCAAAUUCAUCAAACCAAAUUGCUUCAAUAGCAGCUACUGUACCCUGAUGAAUGGUUAAUAUUCUCACUUUUCAAUAUUGUCCACUAGGUGGAGUAAAAGUCACACUUCUCACAUCCUUGACAAUUUCAGUCGAGUGCUGAAUGAAGGAUUGGACCAUGCAAAAAAAAAAAUUAAAAAUAAAAUUCCAAUACUAAUAAAACAUAAAAUACAUAAAAAAUAAACUACCUUUUUCUGUUUGGGAGAGGGAAAUAUUUCACUCUUUGUUCAGUCCUCAAUUCCUGCAGCUUAGAUUGUCAUUAUUACAGCUUCUAACAGUAUUCAGACAUGCUUUCAUGCUCCAGAGAUAGGCAGAAUCAUGCUGAGGAUACAUACAUAUUGAAGAUCACAUAGCCAUUAAAGGGUCUGGGCAGUGCGACCUAAGACAAGUUCAUGGAUCACACACAGGGGCAACUGAUGCAGUAGCUGUCCAGGGUGUGCAGAAAGCAUCUUUUUUUUUUUUUUUUUUUAAAUUGAAGAAAAUGAACUAUGAACAGAUAAGAGGUUAUUUACAGAAUAUAUAUGUGUAUGCGAUUAUACAUAUUCAUAUACACAUAUGAAAUACAAAUGUUUUAAGAAAUGACUUAAGGUUAUUAGAAUUAUAAUAAAAGAUGCAGGAAUUACUCUGA
Messenger RNA from Cyprinus carpio (common carp), 11229 nucleotides. RefSeq names its product SH3 and multiple ankyrin repeat domains protein 1-like. Gene Ontology annotation, molecular function: synaptic receptor adaptor activity; ionotropic glutamate receptor binding. The transcript has 27 exons. NCBI's taxonomy places the organism in Eukaryota, Metazoa, Chordata, Actinopteri, Cypriniformes, Cyprinidae. The record is from RefSeq and is a predicted model, not a curated record. Gene Ontology annotation, cellular component: postsynaptic membrane; dendritic spine; postsynaptic density. The coding region runs from base 583 to 7977 and encodes 2464 amino acids.